This is a messenger RNA of Cryphonectria parasitica EP155, 996 nucleotides long. RefSeq lists its product as uncharacterized. The transcript has 5 exons. The record is from RefSeq and is a predicted model, not a curated record. The coding region runs from base 1 to 996 and encodes 331 amino acids. Lineage: Eukaryota; Fungi; Ascomycota; Sordariomycetes; Diaporthales; Cryphonectriaceae.
AUGCCCUCUUCGUUCGUGGCCGGCUUUCUCACUCUCUGGCUACCCCUUCCAUCUCCCACCUGUUCUGCCUUCUCUUUCUUCUUGUUGUUGGAAGAGCCCGAGAAGUUGCACAAUACGUCGCCUCUGACCAACCGGCCGCGAACCAUCCUCGGGUCCUUGACAACAACGUUUACUCCGCCGGCAUCGUGCGCCUACAACGCCUGGGUCGGCAACCUGGACAACCCAUAUACAGCAUGGCAGGGUAUGGAAUGUCUGAGUGGCCAAGUCAACGAAAUUCUCUAUGUUGUCAGGAGAGACUGUGGCUUCGAAUGUUACAACCCCAUCUCGGGUGCCUUUCCCGGCCAGACCUGCACACAAACAUUCUCUGCGACCAGUCUCACCACGGCACUGUGCAGCUUCGACGGCGUCGGCUUGGGUGGUUCCAUGAUACCAGGCCUGGGCACAUAUCCAUUAACAUGGACCCAGACAACCACGAAAUCCACUGUCCUCACCACAGAGACCGCCACCAUUACAGCCCUGAUCGUAUCAGCACCCAUGAUCCAGAUCAACUGGCAGGCCUCCGACAGAGCCGUCCAGACAGGAUCGACUGUUAGUAGUGGUGGCAGCAGCAGCAAUUCUGUCUCGACCCCGACCUCAACCUCGACUAGCACCGCCUCUUCUGGCGGAGUUACGGCUGGCACACUCGUAGGUGCCAUCGUCGGCACUGCAGCAGCCGUCGCAUUGAUCGCUGCCGCAGCGUUUUUCAUCUGGCGCCGCAAGAGGCAGCAGCGAGGGAUGAACACCGCCGAAGCAGCCCAGCUGGCGGAGCUGCAGCAAUCGUCAGGGGACAAUUCGGGCAGGGCGCCGCCGUACGACCAGAAACCGGGAGCAUAUCGGCCGGCGGCAACAGGCUGGACGGAGCUGGAUAGCACGACGGGGGCCUAUGAACUUCCUCAUGAUAAUUAUCAUGGCUCGCCGAUGCUUGUUGCUGAGUCUCCAGCCUACUCGAGGACUUGA